Molecule: messenger RNA, 1989 nt
Organism: Emys orbicularis (European pond turtle)
Lineage: Eukaryota; Metazoa; Chordata; Testudines; Emydidae
Product: zinc finger protein 3-like
Exons: 10
Coding region: 1-1989 (662 amino acids)
Biological process (GO): regulation of transcription by RNA polymerase II
Molecular function (GO): RNA polymerase II cis-regulatory region sequence-specific DNA binding; DNA-binding transcription factor activity, RNA polymerase II-specific
Source: RefSeq, a predicted model, not a curated record
AUGCCGGGGCAGAGACCCAGGGAGCGUCCACACCGGGAGCACGGGGCGCGGACCCGGCUGGAGGCACCGGGAGAGCAUCUGGCCUGUGAGCGAAAAGCCGAGGAGGAGCGGCAAAGUGCAGAGCUGCUGAAACAGACGGAAGCCGAGAGGCAGAAGAUCGUUGCUGAGUGGAAGGAGCUGCGAGGGUUUCUGGAGGAGCAGGAGCAGCUCCUGCUGUCCCAGCUGGAAGAGCUAGCCAGAGCCAUCGUCAGGAGACGGGACGAGGGCGUCUCCAGACCAUCCAGGGAGAUUUCCCUGCUCGGAGAGGAGGGGCAGCAGCAGCCAGGGAGCCAAUCCCCACAGGGUGCUGGACGCACUGAGAGCAGGGAGGAUGGGCCGUUUCAGAAGCCAGAGCCAGCGUUUGCGGAGCUGGAGAAGAGACUCAGCGAUUUCUCUCUGAAAAGUGCCAUCCUGCAGGAAGUGCUGCUGGGAUUCAAAGAGACUCUGCGACUGGAGCUGGAGAACAAUACAGCAGGUGAUGGGGCAGUGAGUGAGAACGAGGAGGAGAAUCCGCAGCAGGGAGAUACUCAGCAUGUGGAACCACCCGGGAUGUUAUCAGAAAGAUCUGAAAAGAAUAUUCACUGGAGUCGUGAGCAGAGAAAAGGUCAUGAGAGUCCGCUCUGGCCAGAGAAGCAGCAGGGAAAUCAGCCAGGGGAUGGUCGGGGAAGUGGCAAGGACCUCCAGGAAACCACAGCCCAGCAGAGAAUCCCCCCAGGAGUGAGAAAAAACACCUGCACGGAGUGUGGGAAAACCUUCAGUAGCUGCUCAGCUCUUAUUACACAUCAGAGAAUCCACAUGGGCAAAACACCCUAUAGAUGCUGCGAGUGCGGGAAAAGCUUCAAUCGGAACUCGCACCUUAGUAGACAUCGGAGACUCCAUACGGGACAGAGACCCUUUAAAUGCUCCGAGUGCGGGAAAAGUUUCAGUGUGAGCUCAAACCUUAUUGCACAUCAGACAAUCCACACAGGAACCAGACCCUUUACCUGUUCUGAGUGCGGGAAAAGCUUCAAUCGGAACUCAAACCUUAUUACACAUUUUAGAAUCCACACGGGCAGUAGACCUUUCACAUGGUUUCCCAUUUCCAAACCUGAUGUGAUCUCCCAGCUGGAACUAGGGAAAGAGCCGUGGGUCCCAGAUCUUCAGGGCUCAGAGGAAAAAGAGCUCCUAAGAUGCGCCUACACAGGUGAUGGGACAGUGAGGGAGAAUGAGGAGCAAGUGGAACAAUCUGGGGCGUUAUUGCAAAGAUCCAAAGGGACUGUGCCCAGGAGUUCUGAACAGGGAAAAGCCUGUGAGAGUCAGCACAGGCCAGAGAGUCAGCAGGGCAACCAACCAGGGCAAAAAGUGGGUAAAUCCAUUAAUUGUCAGGAAACUCAUGAGGACCUCAAGGAAACCACAGCCCAGCAGAGAAUCCCCACAGGCGAGAGAAACAACACGUGCACGGAGUGUGGGAAAACCUUCAGUAGCCGUUCAAGCCUUAUUACACAUCAGCGGAUCCACACAGGAGAGCGACCCUAUAACUGCUGUGAGUGUGGGAAAAACUUCAGUCGGAGCUCAACCCUUAUUACACAUCAGAGAAUCCACACAGGAGAGAGACCUUAUGGAUGCUGUGAGUGUGGGAAAACCUUCAGUCAGCGCUCACACCUUAUUACACAUCAGAGAAUCCACACAGAAGACAGGCCCUAUGAGUGCUGUCAGUGCGGGAAAACCUUCACUCGACACGCACACCUUAUUAGACAUCAGCAGAUCCACACAGGAGAGAGACCCUAUGAAUGCUGUGAAUGCAGGAAGAACUUCACUCGGAGCUCACAUCUUAUUACACAUCAGAGGAUCCAUACAGGAGAAAGACCCUAUAGAUGUUCCGACUGUGGGAAAAGCUUCCAUCAGAGCUCAGCUCUUAUUUAUCAUCAGAGAAUCCACAAGGGAGAUAAAAACCAUAAAAACUUUGUCUAG